This is a messenger RNA of Rotaria sordida, 219 nucleotides long. NCBI's taxonomy places the organism in Eukaryota, Metazoa, Rotifera, Eurotatoria, Philodinida, Philodinidae. The record is from the annotation of a GenBank genome assembly.
AUGACACGUUCUGCAUUGUUGGCUGCAUUGUUGGCUUUGGCUUUGACCGCUUGUGGUGAAAAACCAGCUGAAGAGGCUCCUGCUGUUGAAGCUCCUGCUGCUGAAGCUCCAGCUGCUGAAACACCAGCUGCUGAAACACCAGUUGAAGCUGCUCCUGCUGAAGCUGCUCCUGCUGAAGCUGCACCAGCUGAAGCUGCUCCUGCUGAAGAAGCUAAGUAA